AUGGAUUUUCAUGGACCUAUUACUCCAACAUCUCAACGUGAAAAUAAAUAUAUUAUAUCUCUUACUGAUGUUUUAUCAAAAUUCGUCGUUACAAAAGCUGUACAUAACGGAACACAUUUUACUUCAACAUUAAUGAAUGAAUUAAUUAAACAAAUUGAAACAACACAUUUAUAUUCAACACCAUAUCAUCCUCAAACUAAUGGUCAAGUUGAAAGAUACAAUUCAACUAUGGAUGCAAAAAUUGCAGCUUUAUCAAAUUUACGUAAAACAGAUUGGGAUGAUCAAUUACCAUUUGUUACAUUUAAUUACAAUACUUCAAUUCAUUCUUCAACAAAACAAAUACCCUUCGAAAUGAUGUAUGGUCGAUCGCCUGUCGUACCAUCCGAUUAUCAAGAUGCAAAUGUUACGAUUGCAUAUGAUUCUGAACAUGCGAAAAAAACUUGGUCAUUUUUUAUCAAAAUUAAACGAACAAGCAAAAAUUAA
Molecule: messenger RNA, 483 nt
Organism: Rotaria sp. Silwood1
Lineage: Eukaryota; Metazoa; Rotifera; Eurotatoria; Philodinida; Philodinidae
Source: the annotation of a GenBank genome assembly